CAAAGCUCUUUUGCUUUCUUCUUUGAGCAAGGAAAGUCGACGUCGUUGUGCUAGCCGUUUAAUUCGCACUUCGUUUCGCAUAAGAUGUCCAGCAGCGCAAGCGAUGCAGGGCGUGAUGACAGGAAACCUCGUACCGUCGGGCUGGUUUACUCAGAGGCCCACAUGAAAACUUGUGAUACGAUGCCACGAAUCCAAGGCAGAUGCAAGCUGGUACACGGGCUAAUCCAGGCAUACGGCAUCAACAGAAGCUUGGCGUUGAUAAGUCCAGAACGUGCUAGUAGAAGCGAGCUGUGCGAGUUCCACUCCAGUCUUUACGUUGAAUCUUUGCAGGAAGACAAGAGUUGCGAGGAAGAUGACGACGCUGAGAGGGAUGAGAUGUUUGGUUUUGGCUACGAUUGUCCCGUAUUCGAUGGUGUGUAUGAGUAUGUGGAAGCGGUUGCGGGUGGCACAUUGGCAGCUGUUUCUGCACUGUGUUCAGAAGCGUGCAGCGUAGCUUGCCAUUGGGAGGGUGGCUGGCACCAUUGUCACCGAGACCAGGCGUCCGGUUUCUGCUACGUCAACGACAUAGUCCUGGCAAUACUGCGGUUGCGCGAUGCUGGCUUUCGGCGUAUACUGUAUAUAGACCUGGACGUACAUCAUGGCGAUGGUGUAGAAGGUGCAUUCAGUCAUUCGGCCGAUGUCAUGACGGUGUCAUUUCAUCGCUACUGCCCGGGCUUCUUUCCCGGAACGGGUGCGACUGGGGACUGUGGAUCUGGAAAAGGAAGAUUCCACUGUCUCAACAUACCGCUGGGCGAUGGCACACGGGACGGCACGUUCCUACGCGUCUUCUCGCGCGUCAUGGCGGAAGUGCACGAUCGCUUCAGACCGGACGCCGUCGUGUGCCAGUGUGGUGCCGACUGCUUGGCCGGUGACCCGCUGGGCGCAUUCAACCUGACGCCGGCGUCACUGUGCGCUUGCGUGGAGCAGCUCACCGCCUGGCAAAUACCGCUGCUCGUGCUGGGAGGCGGCGGCUACAACCUGGCCAACACGGCGCGAUGCUGGACGCAGAUCACCGCCAGCCUAGUCGGCAUGCGUUGCCACGACGAUAUCCCCGAGCACGGCAACUUUGCCAAGUUCGGACCGGACUUCACCAUGAAUGUCAGCCCAGGUAAUCGUCGAGAGGAACUGACUACGACGGAGGUCGACAGGCUAAUUUCCACGGUGCUCGGUCAUCUUUCCAAUAUUGAACCGCCGACACCUGCGUCUGAAAGUGCUCAAGAUCUGCAUGAGAAAGAAGAUGCGGCCAUUGCAGCAAAGCUUGCAGCAAGUACCUGAUCCAGUUCAUAUCGCCUUCUUCUUUCGUGAAGAAAGAAUGUAGAGUGAGCAUGUUCUCACACACAACCUGCACUUGAACUUGCCUCGUAGCCAGGCCAAAGAGCCGUCAAACUUGAUACCUGACAAUUAGAGAAAAAAACUAUUAUUGGUUUCUGCCAGAAUCAACCAAUGCAACAAUGUUUACAUGAUCUGAACCGUUCACAACGCACAUGUCACAUGACGCACACACACACACACACUACAGUCAAGCACUAGUGUUAGCUUUGAAAACACCUACAAGUCGAAUGCACUGUAUAAUCUUAUACAAUCUUGCGAGCGAUUAUUUCCGUGCCAAUGAAA
Molecule: messenger RNA, 1653 nt
Organism: Sycon ciliatum
Lineage: Eukaryota; Metazoa; Porifera; Calcarea; Leucosolenida; Sycettidae
Product: histone deacetylase 8-like
Exons: 1
Coding region: 85-1314 (409 amino acids)
Biological process (GO): negative regulation of transcription by RNA polymerase II
Cellular component (GO): nucleus
Molecular function (GO): histone deacetylase activity
Source: RefSeq, a predicted model, not a curated record